Molecule: messenger RNA, 744 nt
Organism: Clonostachys byssicola
Lineage: Eukaryota; Fungi; Ascomycota; Sordariomycetes; Hypocreales; Bionectriaceae
Source: the annotation of a GenBank genome assembly
AUGUCAACAACUAUGAACCUUUAUGUUAUGCCUGCUACAUACUACCCUCGGCGGGUACUGAUAUAUCUUCACGAGAAGGGAUUAAUCAACUCAUCUCAAAUCAACAUUAUACCUGUUGAAAUUUCCCAGACAGGCCAAAUGACGGCCCCUGGCAAACCACCCGGCUCUGUGCCCAUAUUACGCUUGCCUGACGGUACCUUCAUCAAACAGUCCCUCGCAAUUCUGGAGUAUUUCGAGGACAUCUGUGAGCAUCCAAACGACCAAUGGCAGAAAGAUCUCUUCGAGGGAACCCACUGCAACAGUAUGAGAGGCGCAACGGCGGAGGCUCGGGCCAGGAUUAGAGAGAUAAUGGGACUUGCCGACGAAGCUAGCAGUCAGUUUGGCUUCGCUUGCCACAAGGGUAGCAAGUUGUUCGUGCCGAUAGAAGAGACGAAUGCCGAUGCCGGACGUCUGACAAUGGAAUACUGCAGAAAGACGCUGAGUACCAUCGAGAAGUACUAUGAAACCGACGAGAGGUUGCAGAGCGAAGUCUUUCCAGAGAUGAACAUCGCUGACUGUGUGCUCUUUGCCCUUUUGGAGUUUGCAAGUGGAGUCUAUGGAGUCGACUUCUUUGCGGAUGGCAAACUGCCCAAUUUGCAACGAUUCUUUCAAAUGGUUGGGAAGAGAGGGAUUGCUCGGAUACCGGAGGACGCAUGGAAACAAAUUGAAGGAGUUCGCAUCAUGGGUAGGCAGUGGUUGUUCUAA